AUGAAGAAUGAACAGCUCCCAGUCAUCCAUUGCUGUAGCAUCUCUACAUCAGGACGGUGGUUUAUCAAUGAGGUGAUGUAUGGAAACUUCCAUUGCAGCUACCAUUAUGGCCGCCCGCGGUACCUGCUCUCCGCGGGGGAAGGCGCUGGCCCUGGGGGCGCUGCUGUGGCUGUGGGCAGGAACCGGGUGUAUCGCCUCAGCCUGCAGGAUGAUGUGAGGCAGAAAGUUCACCUCAGCACCUUUGGCUUCUUCAAGAGUGCGUUCGUGAUGGUCAGUGUCAGCAACCUUUCACUGAAGGGACCUUGGAGCCUUGAUGACAAGAGCAACUCAGCAUGUUUGGCAUCCCUUCAGCAGCUACUUACCACUCUGGGGGUAGUUGGUAACACUUUGCGGAUGGACUCCAGUGUAGAAGUGAGAAACUUUCUUGAAUGUAAUGGAGCCAAGUGCACCAUUUUCGUAAAGAUAAAGGAACUGUUUCAUUCCAGCUCUGAAAAUGAAGGUCUGUACACUUUCUUCCACAAGUGUGUUGGCAGUGUUGUGCAGACCAGUGAUCAGCUCCUAUUGAGCCUUGAUAUAGAGAUCAAGGAAAAGAAUCCUGAAAGUUACCUCUCGGCGGGUGAGAUCCCACUUCCAAAGCUCUACGUUUCUAUGGCUCUCCUCUUCUUUCUUUCUGGGACCGUGUGGAUCCACAUCCUUCGUAAAUGCAGGAAUGAUGUGUUUAAGAUUCACUGGCUAAUGGCAGCCCUCCCUUUCACAAAGUCUCUGUCCUCGAUGUUCUGUGCAGUAAAUAUUCUCUAUUUGUUUCUCCCAUAUGGGGGAAGUGGAACAAGUAUAUCGGGGUGGGGAUCUGUGUAUCACUGCUAUAUUUGUUCCUUUUUCAGGCUGAAGGACCUUCUGCUGUUCAUCACCAUCAUACUGAUCGGCACUGGCUGGGCUUUCAUUAAACACCUUUCAGAUAAAGACAAAACGGUCUUUAUGAUUGUCAUCCCGCUACAGGUCCUGGCAAAUGUGGCAUACAUCAUCCUAGAGUCAACAGAAGAGGCAACAACUGACCAUGGGCUGUGGAAAUGAAUUCUAUUCCUGGUAGACCUACUGUGUUGUGGAGCCAUCCUAUUUCCAGUAAUUGUAUGUUACAUUUACUUCACACAGGUCAUUCCAAUUGUCGUCAAGUUUGCUGUUCCAUUCCAGUGGAAAAUUUUAUUGCAGCUGUUGGAUGAAAUGGCAACGUUUGUGUUCUUUGUUCUUACGGGGUACAAGUUCUGUCCGGCAUCAGGUAACCCUUACCUACAUCUCUCUUAGGACGAUGAAGAUGACUUGAAGGUGGAAGUUGUGGUGGCUUCUUCAGGGGUGAUGAAAAGCAGGGAGAAGGCCAAGAAAGCGGUAAAUGGUUCAGCAGAGCCCCGGCACAAGUGGAAGAACACAGCACGAGGGGCCGAUUCCCCUGGACCAAGGCAGCACUUUCCGAGAAAAUGUUACUGUACUAAUACUACUCCGUGGAAAGGGAGCAACCUGAGCUUCCCAACGCUGGGACUGCAGACUGGGUGUGUGGAGGGGAGCAAAACAUUGCAAAAAGCUAAUUAUUCCUCUUUAAGGAUAUGGGCUUAUUAUGGGAUAGUGUUACACACAAGGAAUCUGGAGCUUUCUUAGGGAUGCUGGGUGGCUUAUUUGCCACACACACACACACACACACACCCACCCACCCCUUUCUGGAACUAUUAGGACUUCUAAAUUGUUUGCAGUUGUGUUCUCUGGAGUGUGUAAUAUCAAUGUGAAGAGAGACCUAUAGUGUGUGUGGGUAAAGUAGAUAUUUAUAUAAUGCAUAUACACACAUGCUGUGUGACACCUACGCUGGAAAUUAUGAAGUGUCAUGAAAGGUGGGGAAGUGGGAGGGGCCAUCAGAGGAGCUCAUUCUUGUGGAAUGAAAAGGUGGGAGAACCCCUGAAAGAAUUCUGUGACUAGCCUCUACUGCAGCACGAGUCUCCCCUCUUUUUAUAUUGAGCCAUAUCGCCUCUGUUGCGGGUGGCCUCUUGCUUCUGGCUAGGAUGUGUAGCAUCAAUGAGACUGCUGCCUAAGCAGCUGAAUCAGUCAGGAAGGCAUAUAGACUGCAGCUACCAGAUACCAGGCCUUAAUCUUCAUGAAGAGAUCUGGACAUUCAGUGUUGAGGGCGCUUCUACAGAAGAAUGGCAGUGUGGGGUUCCAUCAUGUAAAUAUGCUAACACCUCUCAGAUCACAAACCCACUAGGGAUUGGAUUUGGUGAAUGACAGUUGCAGAACUCAAGUCUCCAGGGACUGGAGAAUUGGAACCACUGGGAGCUUUGUCCUUUCAAUAAAGACUGGAACAGGAUGCAGUGGAGUUUGGUUUUAGAAUGUUGAUUCAUUUCUCUUUUGGACUGGAGUUGAGAUCGCAGAGCUCUUAAUAAAUGAAU
Messenger RNA from Terrapene triunguis (Three-toed box turtle), 2426 nucleotides. RefSeq names its product G protein-coupled receptor 107 (gene GPR107). NCBI's taxonomy places the organism in Eukaryota, Metazoa, Chordata, Testudines, Emydidae. Gene Ontology annotation, biological process: clathrin-dependent endocytosis. The record is from RefSeq and is a predicted model, not a curated record. Gene Ontology annotation, cellular component: clathrin-coated vesicle; membrane; Golgi apparatus. Gene Ontology annotation, molecular function: clathrin heavy chain binding.